UAAAAAGUCAAGGAAAACCUGGGACUUUCAGGGAAAAGUUUUUAAAUCACCCAGUUUUGCUGCCUAGAUUGGCUUUAAAAUUUCAAAUUAAGUCUUUUCAGCCAUCUAGCAUGUAUUGACAGUGAAACUACCAGGCCACAUAUCUCGGUUUACAACGUUGCAGACUACCUGCCAUACUUUAUCUUUUUAAUGGAAAACUACUCAACCUCAAUCCUCGAAAACCUCUGCAGUUUUUCUUCUCUGUGCGAAGAAAACUCUAUGAAAAUUUCAAGGAAUGAUGUUGGUCUGUUCCCCUUCAAAUAAAUAAAAUGUGAGCAGAGAUUUUUAAACACCGCAAACAAGAUACGCAGUCUGGUACUUUCACCGUCGAUAUCCUCUAGUGUCAGGUAAUUUUAUAAUUUGUCAGGGAAAUCAGAGAAUUUGAUUUUGUAAAUUCUGUGGCAUCCCUGUGAAAUGAAUCGAUUCCUUUCAAAAGGUGUGAGCUUCAAAGGUAUUGCUUUGGUUCAAAAUUUUAUGCAACAUUCCAUUCAAUCUGCCGUGACUCGGGAAACAUAUAUGUCUGGAAAUUUGUGUUGGUUUUACUAACAGUAAGAAAAAAACUUGUUGAAGACUUUUCAACAUUCAUACUCUCUGAUCUCAGGUGUAUUUUGGGCAGUUCUGAAACAUAAAAGCAAUAAAAUGACGUAAACCCAUUUUCAACUAACCCAUUAAUUCUGAAAGUGAUGUCAAUAUACAUCUAAAUAUUUCAAGAAACUCUCCAAGCAUUAAAAGUUUCGAAAAAAAACUAAUUAAAAAUGAUCAAAGCACCAUUUUCACAGUAAAUACUGUGUACAGAAAAUUCAAUUCUUAACAACUUGUAUUCAUGAUCACAACAGCACAAGCAAACAACUUGCAAGUUGCAAAUGGCAAGUAUACUGCAGCAAGUCAGGUUUGCACACGCGAUGAAAUCCAAAAUAGAUAAACAAAAAUUUUCCGAACUGACCAGUGUUCCACAUCUUUUCGUUUCACCACAUCGAAGUGCCUUCAAUUGAUCAAUUAUGCAAUUUGCCAUGCUCCAAGGGUUCAUUGCACUGUUAUCGUUGCCAUGGUUACCGGUGCUAUGUUUAGAUACAGUGUUUGGGGUUAUGUUUUCAUUGAGACGCUGUGUGUUUUUGCUGUGUUUUCUCGAAUUAUUUGCAACUGAAUCGUAAUUUUGCAGGAUUUUUUUCAUAAAAUUGGUAAACUCAUGGCAGUAAGAACUUUAAACUUCAAACUCUAAUGUUUGUGUGAUCAAUAUCUAAUAUCUACAGUAUCAUUCCUGUACAGAGUUUCUGUCAUAAUGCAAUCUUCCCUCGCGCUCGAAGUUUUAAUGUAUCUGAACUCUUACUAUUUUGGUAUGUUUGCUCUCUGUGAAGUGAUGUGCGGCAUAUUCAAAGUUAUCCACUUGCCCUACUCGACGGGAACAAUUUUCAUGGAGUUCUUCCUGCUUUUAUUUCUCAGCUGUGUUGAGGGUCUGAGAUUAUUUUUUGCUCACAAAGGCAACUUAACGGAAAAAUGCAGCACUCUUUUCUUCUCAGUCAUUCUUUUGGUGCCAUCCACCUUUGGAGUCUUGUACUUCCUCUACUGGCAAACCUAUAUCUUGCGUUUGGAAGUUAUGUUGUGUUACAUUCAGUUAUGUCUCUUAGCAGUGGAGUUCAUACUGUCUCUUGUAAGUUUAAGUUCCUUUUUUAAAAACAUUAGCUUUUCUGAUUAAUUUUCAAGAAUCUAGUCAUGUCACUGCUACCCUCUUUCCAGUGUCAAGUUUCAUAUAAAAAACAUGGAGAAAAAAAAGAGGCAUUUGCAUUUCGGGCAUCUUGGCAAGAAAAGGCAGCAGUGGAAAAAGUGCCAUUCGACUGAUCAUUUCACGCAAUCUGAAAUUUUUUCCCGACUCACUUCUGAAAAAUUCCCUCACUCUCCCAAAUUUUUCAAAGUGAUCACCAUUUGUUUUCCUCUUCAGUUAGUAAAUUUCCAUUGUAAACCAUCCAAAGUAAACUACAGCAGGUUCAGUUUU
Messenger RNA from Bemisia tabaci, 2029 nucleotides. RefSeq names its product transmembrane protein 216-like. The record is from RefSeq and is a predicted model, not a curated record. NCBI's taxonomy places the organism in Eukaryota, Metazoa, Arthropoda, Insecta, Hemiptera, Aleyrodidae. Gene Ontology annotation, biological process: non-motile cilium assembly. Gene Ontology annotation, cellular component: ciliary transition zone.